Molecule: messenger RNA, 2020 nt
Organism: Eutrema salsugineum
Lineage: Eukaryota; Viridiplantae; Streptophyta; Magnoliopsida; Brassicales; Brassicaceae
Product: sulfhydryl oxidase 1
Exons: 11
Coding region: 174-1766 (530 amino acids)
Biological process (GO): protein folding
Cellular component (GO): Golgi membrane
Molecular function (GO): protein disulfide isomerase activity; flavin-dependent sulfhydryl oxidase activity
Source: RefSeq, a predicted model, not a curated record
AGAACAACAACUAUCGACGCCGGUCAAAGCGAUAUACGGCGUCGUUGCCUAACCAGAGACCUUCGUUUCUCAACGGAAGGAGGAGGGAAGCUCCGUUUCUGUCAGAUCUUCCCUCUGUAACGCUUUCACUCUCUCGGAUCAAGUCACCGUUGAUUUAUCCUCUAUUGGAUUUGAUGUCUUUGAUACACCUGCUCUUGUUCGCGGGUUUGGCGAGCCUUGAAGCUGCGGCGUCGUUUUCCCCGGGAUCACGCUCGAUUCUCCGUGACAUCGGAAGCAACAUCGCCGGUCAGAAAGAUAAUGCUGUCGAAUUGAACGCUACCAAGUUUGAUUCAGUUUUCCAAGAUACCCCCGCCAAAUAUGCCGUUUUGGAGUUCUUCGCUCACUGGUGUCCUGCAUGUAGAAACUACAAGCCGCAUUAUGAAAAAGUAGCAAGGCUCUUCAAUGGAGCAGAGGCGAUACAUCCAGGCCUCGUUUUAAUGACCAGAGUUGAUUGUGCACUAAAGAUGAAUGUCAAGCUCUGUGACAAGUUCUCCAUCAAUCACUAUCCAAUGCUCUUUUGGGGUCCUCCGAGAAAGUUCAUUGGUGGCAGCUGGGAUCCUAAACAAGAGAAAAGUGAGAUAAUUGUAAUCGAUGAAUGGCGCACCGCUGAUCUUUUGCUGAACUGGAUCAACAAGAAGAUAGGCAGCUCUUACGGCUUGGAUGAUCAGAAAUUUGGAAAUGAGCAUCUCCUGCCAAAUCUAUCUGACCACGAACAGAUUUCUCAGGCCAUGUAUGACAUCGAGGAAGCAACUGAAGAAGCUUUUGAUAUCAUUUUGGCACAUAAGGCAAUCAAAUCAUCUGAAACCGGUGUUUCGUUUAUUAGGUUUCUGCAGCUUUUAGUGGCACAUCAUCCUUCAGAAAGGUGCCGUAAAGGAAGUGCUGAAAUUCUGGUGAAUUUUGAUGAUUUAUGCCCGUCAGGCGAAUGCUCUUAUGACCAGGAAUCUCGGGCGAAAGAUACCCUAAGAAGCUUCCAUAUUUGUGGAAAGGAUGUUCCGCGUGGAUAUUACAUGUUUUGCCGUGGCAGUAAGAACGAAACUAGGGGAUUCAGCUGCGGAUUAUGGGUUUUGAUGCAUUCACUUUCCGUGAGGAUUGAAGAUGGAGAAAGUCAGUUUGCAUUCACGGCCAUUUGUGAUUUCAUCAACAACUUCUUCAUGUGUGAUGAUUGUCGCCGCCAUUUUCACGACAUGUGCUUAAGCGUCAAAACUCCGUUUAAAAAGGCGAGAGAUAUCGUCUUGUGGCUGUGGAGCACACACAACAAGGUCAAUGAGAGACUCAAGAAGGACGAAGAUUCUCUUGGAACAGGAGACCCCAAGUUCCCAAAGAUGAUAUGGCCACCAAAGCAGCUUUGCCAGUCGUGUUAUCUUUCCAGCACCCAGAAAAACAUUGACUGGGAUCACGAUGAAGUCUACAAAUUCUUGAAGAAGUAUUACGGACAGAAACUGGUGUCCUCUUACAAGAAAAAUGGUGUCGGUGCGAGCAAGGAAGAGGUGGUUGCAGCUGCAGAGGAAAUGGCAGUACCCACCAAUGCUCUGGUUGUGCCGGUGGGAGCUGCAUUGGCUAUAGCACUUGCAAGCUGCGCAUUUGGGGCGCUCGCUUGUUACUGGAGGACACAGCAGAAGAACAGGAAGUAUUACCACAAUCCGCACUAUCUUAAGAGAUAUAAUAGUAACUAUAUGGUCAUGAACACGUUAAGUCACAAUGAAAGCGAAAGGGAAAAGGAGAGAUGAUAAUUUAAAGAAGUAAAGGCUCACAUAAUUUAAACUUUCAGGCAAAGGAACUGAGGUUGAGCUUUGUUUUUGUUGUAACUUGAGGUUGAGAUGACGAAGUGGCCUGCUUCAGGUCCUGUUCUGUCUUCUCCUCUUACAGAUUGUAUAGAUUCUUCUUUUCAAUUUUGGAAUAUACAAUACACCCUCUUAUAUCUAUAUGUCAAAACAGAAUAGCUGCUUUUUAAAAUUUAUUGAAUAUCCCGCCUAUUAAUAUU